Syngnathus acus (greater pipefish) is the source of this 694-nucleotide messenger RNA. RefSeq names its product semaphorin-4E-like. The record is from RefSeq and is a predicted model, not a curated record. Gene Ontology annotation, biological process: semaphorin-plexin signaling pathway; positive regulation of cell migration; neural crest cell migration. Gene Ontology annotation, molecular function: semaphorin receptor binding; chemorepellent activity. Lineage: Eukaryota; Metazoa; Chordata; Actinopteri; Syngnathiformes; Syngnathidae. Bases 95 to 499 code for a protein of 134 amino acids. The transcript has 4 exons.
AAAGGGGAACGAACGUAGGUGUAAAAGCUCAGCUCGCUUGACCGAGUCUGUACUUGUUGGAGAGUGGUGAGGAGCAAGCAAGUACUCUUGAGAGAUGUCUCCAAUGAUGAUGCUGAGAAUUGUCUGCGGCUUGAUACUCUAUGGCUCAUUUUGCGAUAGCAAUGUGCAGCCUUGUGUCGCACGAAAGACGAUCCCCUAUCCAGACGAUCUUGUGACAUUCCGCGAGGAUGGGAUGAACUACUACAACGCCAUGCUGAUUAUGGAGGAGCUGGGACUGCUGAUAGUGGGAGCCAGAGAUGCUCUUUUUGCCUUGGACAUCAAUAACAUCUCUGCCAAGAUGCAUCACGUAUCCUGGCCGAGAACGGGAGGGAAGGCGUGCACGAGUGACCAGUUGAAUUGUCACAAUUACAUCCGGAGCCUCCACCAAACUUCCAACACCGCGGUGCAAAUGUGUGGGACAAAUGCUAUGUGGCCCAGGUGCGACAGUUUGGUGAGUUGAAAAUAGACACGUCUGAAAGGCUUGACAAUAUCUGUUGAAAGCAAGCAGCCAGCCCCCUCCCUCCCUAUCAAUUGUUGAUUGUGUGUGGGGCUAUAUGUUGAAAGAAAGAAAGCAAGCAAGCAAGCAAGCAAGCAAGCAAGCAAGCAGCCCUUACUUAUCCCGUUGUCUGCCAAGGCAAGGACAUUUCAACAGGGA